Messenger RNA from Erpetoichthys calabaricus (reedfish), 1507 nucleotides. It is a transcript of the gene stard5, whose product is annotated as StAR-related lipid transfer (START) domain containing 5. The transcript has 7 exons. Bases 309 to 950 code for a protein of 213 amino acids. Gene Ontology annotation, molecular function: lipid binding. Lineage: Eukaryota; Metazoa; Chordata; Cladistia; Polypteriformes; Polypteridae. The record is from RefSeq and is a predicted model, not a curated record.
GGCAUCUCGACUCGUCAGUCUGUUUGUGUUAAACUACUGAUGUAACUGAAAAUGCUUCUUAUCGUAAGAUUAAUACGUUAAUGUGGUGUAACUGUAACUAGAAAAGCUCCUUGACUUUAAGAAUCGGUGGUCGAUUCUUGUUUUCGCUUCAUGCUUCUCAGAUUUCCUUCUUUUAAAGCUCUUUGCUCGUGAUCUGCACUAUGCUCACUGCUGCGACGGUCUCUUAAAUCGCGACCCUUCCCAGCGCUGCAUUUAGGCGGAGUGGUACCGACCGUGUCGCCAGCUCUGCUCCCACUGCCACAGGAGUGAUGGACUACCGACACAUCGCCAGCACCGUAGCUGAAUGUCUGCUGAGCUACAGCCGGGACGAAAGCGGGUGGAAGGCGUGUAAGAAAACGAGUGAAGUAUCCGUUUUUUGGAAACCAUCCACUGAGUUUCCAGGAAACUUAUACAAGGGUGACGGAGUCAUUCCCGCCAGCCCAGAGGUUGUAUGGGAGUGUUUGAAGCCAGUUCCAAAUGGGCUAAGAGUGCAGUGGGACAGCAACAUCAACCAGUUUGAUCUGAUUGAAUCCAUUGAUGAUUAUGUCUCAGUCUGUAGAACUGUUACUCCUUCAGCAGCCAUGGGCUUAAUCUCUCCAAGGGACUUUGUGGACGUCGUUUUAGUGAAGCAGUAUGAAGAUGGAACAUUUUCUUCGAAUGCUACCCAUGUGGGUCAUUCUGAGUGUCCACCUCAGCCGGGCUUUGUGAGAGGAUUCAAUCACCCCUGUGGCUGCUUCUGUGUCCCCAUCCCUGGGGAACCAAGCAAGACGCAGCUCCUAAGUUUUUUCCAAACUGAUCUGGGAGGCUUCCUUCCACAAUCUAUAGUGGAUUCCUUCUUUCCUUCCAGCAUGACGGAAUUUUAUAAAAACCUGAAGAAGGCAGCGAAAUCUUAUCAAGAAGGGUCCCAGUGAGAUGAAGAGUUAACGAAAGAAGAGGACGAAAAGCAAAAUGAAAGGAGUGCGCCAUAAAGAAGGCACAAGUCUAGCACUUUCAUUUUUAUUGAUCUUGAGGUUGUCACACCAAACAACAGUCGGGCAGCGUCGUUCUCUCACCGUUCUCUUGUUAAGUACCGUUCCAUCAGCAGCUCAAAUCACGUUGCCCACUUCUCCUAAUCUGACGCAUUCCUAAUGUUUUAGUCCUAAAACUGAAUGGCGUUCUGUGUAAGGGAUGCUCAGUAGUGCCCACAGGGAUGGGCACUUCCCACUCAAAGCUGCUCCUGAAGCCCGGCUUCCAUCCAUCCAUCCAUCCUUCCAUUUUCCAAACCCACUUCUCCAGAGUAGGGUCACAUGACAGCUGGAGCCCAGUUUCCAAUUGAAGAAACCUGGCAUGGCAUCCAGAUGUAGCACCACUAUAGGCCCGAGUAGGCCCAUGCCCACCCAUGGAUCUAACUGGCUAAAUUUAAUCUUUUAAUAUGCCCUGUCUCAAUCAAAAAAUCAAUUAUCUGUAAGCCCAUCCAUCCAUCCAUUAU